AGCAAGUUAUGAAGUCGCUAAACUCAUUGCCCAGCAUGGCAAACCGUUCUCAGAUGGUGAUUUUAUAAAACAGUGCCUUAUUAAAGUGACAAAAGUAAUGUGCCCAGAAAAAGUGCAGGAUUUCAACAACGUCAGCUUAUCCAGAAAUACAGUGGUGCGGAGAAUCGAGGACUUAUCAGCUAACGUGAAACUUCAGCUUAGAGACAAAGCUUGCGCUUUUUACUCCAUAGCGUGCGAUGAGAGCACAGACGCCACAGACACUGCACAGCUGUUAAUUUUUUUGCGCGGAGUCGAUGACAAUUUUUGCUGUACGGAGGAGCUGCUCGAUAUGAUGAGCCUAAAAGGCACAACGACGGGUGGAAAUCUUUUUGACGCUGUGUCAGAGGCAGUUGAAAAGAUGGGGCUUAAAUGGGACAAACUCUGUGGAGUGACAACGGAUGGAGCUCCGGCCAUGACGGGUGAGCGCAAAGGAAUGGCAUCCAUGGUGUGCGCCAAGGUAAAAGAGAGCGGAGGUGAGGCUGUGAGGAUGCACUGUAUUAUCCACCAAGAAGCACUGUGUGCCAAGACUGUCCAGCUGGGCGAUGUGAUGAACACUGUUGUGAAAACCGUCAACAUAAUUCGAGCUAGAGGACUGUACCACAGGGAAUUUCAAGCUUUCUUGUCUGACGUGGAUGCUGAAUACGGGGAUGUACUCUACCACUGUGAUGUGCGCUGGCUCAGCCGCGGCUCUUUGCUGCAGCGGUAUUAUUCUGAGAUCAGAAAAUGGACAAGUUUUUGAGAGAGAAGGGCCGACCUCUUCAUGAACUGAGUGACCCUCUGUGGCUGGCAGACUUGGCAUUUUUAGUUGAUCUCCCUCAUCAUCUAAUAAUAAUAAUAAACUUAACAAGAGCCUACAAGGCAAAGAACAGCUGGUGUCACAUCUGUAUGCGCACAUGAAAGCCUUCUGUGUAAAGCUCCGCCUAUUUGAGACACAUCUACGAAGCUUUAAUGCUGCACACUUCCCUGCGCUGGCUGAAAUCAAGUCUGCUUUUCCAAAGGCAGACCUUUCUGCUAAAAAGGAGAAAUAUGUCUCUGUGAUUACAUCUCUCGUGACAGAAUUCAACCAGCGUUUUCAAGAUUUUUCUGUCAUUGAA
This is a messenger RNA of Cynoglossus semilaevis (tongue sole), 1133 nucleotides long. Its product is annotated as general transcription factor II-I repeat domain-containing protein 2A-like. Bases 98 to 778 code for a protein of 226 amino acids. NCBI's taxonomy places the organism in Eukaryota, Metazoa, Chordata, Actinopteri, Pleuronectiformes, Cynoglossidae. The transcript has a single exon. The record is from RefSeq and is a predicted model, not a curated record.